AUGCAAAUUGGACGAAUGGGGUCUCCAUCGGUAAUUGAGGAUGAUGCAGGUGCGGGUCACGCUUUGAGCGAUUUCCUACUUCAACUUGAAAACUAUAAUCCUUCAAUACCAGACUCCGUUGUUGCUCAUUACUUGAACAUGUCUGGUUUCGAGUCACAGGAUCCCAGGUUGAUUCGUCUCAUCGCACUAGCAUCUCAAAAAUUCCUGUCCGAUAUAGCCAAUGAUGCACUCCAGCACUGCAAAAUGCGAACUUCUAGUCAGAUGACGCAGAGUUCUAAAAACCAGAAGGGGCCUAAGGAAAAGAAAUAUGUGAUGACUAUGGAAGAUCUGGCUCCGGCGUUGCAGGAGUAUGGCAUUGUGGCACGGAAGCCUCAUUACUUUGUGUGA
Messenger RNA from Arctia plantaginis, 387 nucleotides. The record is from the annotation of a GenBank genome assembly. Lineage: Eukaryota; Metazoa; Arthropoda; Insecta; Lepidoptera; Erebidae.